AUGGUUGCUUUCGACCUGAAACUGGAAAAUAACAGAAUUCUGCCGGAAACUUCGGCAACCAGGCACGACGUUCCCGCCUUUCGCGGCAUUGAAUACCUGGCAUACCGCACCGAGUUGCGCGUCCUGCGGCGCCAACUGCUGGCCUUGCAGGAGUGGGUAGUUGCCAACGGUCAUCGGGUUGCCAUAGUGCUGGAAGGCCGCGACGCCGCCGGCAAGGGCAGCAUCGCUUCCGCCAUCACCCAUUACCUGAACCCCAGUUACUCAGGAAUCAUCAGCCAGGGCAUACCUACGGCCCAGGAAAUGCGCAACUGGUUGGGCCACCACUACAAGCUGAUGCCCGAGCCCGGGGAAAUGCUCGUGUACGACCGGUCAUGGUAUUCCCGCGCGCUGAUUCAGCCAGCCAUGGGUUACUGCACCAUGCGCCAGUACCACUACUUUUUGAGCAAGGUCAACGACUGGGAACGUGAACUGGUGGACGAGGGAGUUACCUUCAUAAAGUUAUACCUGUCCGUCUCCCGCGAGUCCCAGGACCUGCGGUUCCGGAUUCGGCAGGACAGCGACCUCCAGUACUGGAAGUAUUCGGCCAACGACCGCAAGGUGGCCGAACGGUGGCAGUUGCUAACCUACUUCAAGGAGCGAAUGUUCGCUGUAACCUCCACCGACUAUGCCCCCUGGAUAAUCAUUGAGUCGGACAACAAGCAGCAGGCCAGGCUGAACGCCAUCCACUACAUCCUGACCCGCUUUGAAUUCGAAGGAAAGGACCUCAGGCCCGAGGUCAUUUACCAGGCCCCUGACAUGGAUAUGCUGACCGACAUGAUUGUGGACGGCGUGUUGUUUACUGGGCUAAAUCGCGAUCAAGUAGGAAUUCUGGAGCGAAUACUGAUACAUGAAUAG
This is a messenger RNA of Geodia barretti, 894 nucleotides long. NCBI's taxonomy places the organism in Eukaryota, Metazoa, Porifera, Demospongiae, Tetractinellida, Geodiidae. The record is from the annotation of a GenBank genome assembly.